Caenorhabditis auriculariae is the source of this 765-nucleotide messenger RNA. Lineage: Eukaryota; Metazoa; Nematoda; Chromadorea; Rhabditida; Rhabditidae. The record is from the annotation of a GenBank genome assembly.
AUGGCACCACUAAAUCCACAUCGCUCUUCGAUUCUGCACCUUUUCAAAGCAAGAGUCGCUCCGGUUGACAUCAUUAAACGGCUCGGAGUCCCAAGUAGAACCGUCUAUGACUCGAUUUCUCGUUUCAAAAAGCUCGGCACAUUCUUGGGUAGAUGUGGAAAAAGAAGAAAAGCAACAGUCGUCACUCCAGAUCGGAUCAAAGCUGUGAAAGAGAGAACCAGAAGAAAUUCAGUCCGGAGCAUCAGAAAGAUGGCGAAAGAUAUGAAAAUUAGUCGAAGUUCGAUGGAAAAGAUCCUCAAAAUUUUCUCGAAAGCUACAACCAAGAAACGGCUUGAAAUAUCAAUAAAGCUCCUUCAGCGCACGCGCACUGAAGAACGCUUGGUUACAGUGUUCUCUGACGAGAAGCUGAUCACGGUACAGGCCGAAUUCAACCCUCAAAAUCAUCGAGUACUUGCUAAGACGUCUGACGAAGCUUUUGGCAACGGAAGGACCAUUCAUCGAGCCUCUCACCCCGCUAGUGUGAUGGUUUUCGGAGCAGAGUCUGCUGAUGGCAAGACACCAUUGCUAUUUGUCGAUCAAGAAGUAAAAAUCAACAAGGAAGUCUACAUUUCGGAGAUUUUGGAGAAGACACUUCUUCCCUGGACUCAGAAGGUCUUCAAUAGACGUCCCUGGAUGCUCCAAGAAGACGGUGCUCCAGCAAACACAGCCAAGUUGUCGCAACAGUGGUCCGAGACCCAUUUGCCUGCGUUCAUCCCGAAGGACUAA